Sorghum bicolor (sorghum) is the source of this 2519-nucleotide messenger RNA. Its product is annotated as cytochrome P450 714C3-like. Gene Ontology annotation, molecular function: iron ion binding; monooxygenase activity; heme binding. The record is from RefSeq and is a predicted model, not a curated record. Bases 498 to 2117 code for a protein of 539 amino acids. The transcript is spliced from 5 exons. Lineage: Eukaryota; Viridiplantae; Streptophyta; Magnoliopsida; Poales; Poaceae.
UCAUGUUUUAUUUGUGACUUUUCCCUCAUUUUCUUUCUUUCUUUCUGAUAUAAAACUCUUGCCUAGAUUAAUCUAGUCCUGUGUCAUGCUAGUUACAUAGUGCAGAGUUAUAUAUAGUAAUAAUAUAUGGCGGCUGUAUGUUCUCACGAAGUAACACAGGAAGAGAAAAUUUUGCAAGCAGAAAGCCUUAAAUCAAGGUUCUACAAGUCUAGUGAUGAAUACUUGCCAUGUUUUCAAGGUGGUAUGUCUCUGAAACCACGCGCUGGAAGUGAUCUAAACAAUGAGAGAACGUCAGUAGGUCAGGAAAAGGACAAUCAUUCACCAUUAUUAAAACAAGUAUAUGGGUAAAUGGGAGUCAGUAGGUCAGGAAAAGGACAAACCACCACUCAUUUCUUCAACGAGGAUAGGAACAAAUGGGAGCCUUUUUAAAACUGGAAUAGAUAGUUCAUUAGUGAGUAUUUUAAGCUAGAAUACUAUACAAGUACUGACUGCCUUGUAUGUUUGACAUAAGACUCUCAUUUGUUCCUCUCAUACUUCCCCUUCUAAUGGAGAAACUACUUGAGAUAGUUCUAGUUGUUUCGACCAUACUUUUUGGCUUAGCUCUAGUUUACUUAUAUGAAAUCCUAUGGCUGAGGCUGGAGAAGAUAAGGAAAAAGUUGAGGAGGCAAGGCAUAAACGGUCCUAAACCUACUUUGCUCUAUGGCAACACCCAGGAGAUGAAAAGAAUCCGACAAGAACUCAAGUGUGUGCAGAGGAAAGACAGAGACAUGAACGGCUACAUAUCCACCAUCUUCCCUCAUUUCCUUCUCUGGAGGAAGACAUAUGGGUCCGUGUUCCUUUACUCAACAGGAGUUUUGGAGGUAUUGCAUGUCGCUCAGCCAGAAAUGGUGAAAGACAUGGGCCACUCGACUCCAUCAGAGCUAGGGAAGCCACGGCAUCUAAUGAAAUCACGAAAACCUCUCUUCGGAUUAGGUAUACUGACAGCAAAUGGCGACCUUUGGGCCUAUGAGAAGAAGAUCCUGGCACCACAGUUCUUUGUAGAAAAAAUUAAGGGUAUGAUAGGGCUAAUUGUGGAUGCAACCGUUCCACUGUUACAAUCAUGGGAGAAUAUGCUUGAUAGCACAGGAGGUAGCAAGGAGAUCUACGUUGAUGGAUACUUGAGGAACUUUUCAGCGGAUGUGAUUGCUAGAGCUUGUUUUGGGAGCAAUUUUGUAGAAGGAAAAGACAUAUUUUGCAAGCUCAGGCAGCUCCAGAAGUUAAUUUCUGAACAGGAUACAUUUGUCGGGCUGUCUGCACUGUGGAAAUACUUGCCUACCAAGAGAAACUGGGAGAUACAAAAGCUAGAUCAAGAAGUUCGGUUACUGAUCUUGGAUCUCUCAAGGGAACACAGGAGCAGAAGCCGCAGCAAUGCUGACACACACAUGUCCACAUAUGACAACCUUCUGCAUGCCAUUGUCGAUGGUGCAAACCAGAGCCCCAGCUAUUUUAGUGCCCCUGAAGAUUUCAUUGUCGACAACUGCAAGAACAUCUACUUUGCUGGGCAUGAAACUGCAGCAGUCACUGCUACUUGGGGCCUGAUGCUUCUUGCUGCACACCCAGACUGGCAGGACCGUGCUCGGGCUGAGGUUCUAGAAGUGUGCUGUGGACAGACAGUUAUGGACACUGACAUCCUUCGUCAGCUGAAAACACUUACAAUGGUGAUACAAGAGACUCUCCGGCUGUACCCUCCGGCGUCACUGAUCAUGCGUGAAGCCCUGAAAGACAUCAGGCUUGGUGGAGUUGACGUCCCUCGUGGCACCAUUAUCCAAGUAGCCAUUUCAAUGCUGCACCUUGACAUGGAAGCCUGGGGUCCAGAUGCUAACGAGUUUCGUCCAGAUCGGUUCGCGAAUGGAGCUGCUGCAGCAUGCAAGCCAGCCCACAUGUACGUGCCAUUUGGAUACGGACCAAGACUGUGCACUGGGCAAAACCUGGCAAUGGCAGAGCUGAAGGUUCUUCUUGCACGCCUGCUGACCAAGUUCUCGUUCUCAUUGUCUCCUGGGUACCAACACUCUCCGGUGUUUCGUUUGACCAUCGAGCCAGAGUUUGGCAUGCCCCUUGUGGUGACAAGGCUACCAUGAUCUCUGUUUCCGAACAAGUUGCUUCCUCUACGUGUGCUUCAGUGGAAGCGACCACAAGUCCACAAACCUACAACACCCUACCACCAUCACCAAACACCGAAUUCGAUAUGUCUGGUUGUGCCUGGUGCUACCACUUUAUUUGAAGUUCCUGAUGUUUCUACUAUGUUAGUUUGUUCUUGUGACGAACUCAAUCACAUAUUUUCCUACACUACAAUUUUCUGGGCUCAGGAGAGCAGACUGUAUUUGAUACUUUCUAUUUCUCAACUGUGCACCACUUAUAGGCAUGUUGAAAACUUGUGCUAUAAACUUAGUUAACUGCCGGCUUCAGAUUUUGGAGUUCAGCCAUCCUUCUUUGAUUUCAUGCCAUGACAAUGUGGCCCUAGAAGACUCAUUUUUCCUCCA